UUACUGAUUUAUCAAAAAGCACUGGCUGAUAAUCUGAAACUGUAAAAUAGUAAAGUAUUAUUAAUUACCGUAAAAUAUAUACAUAUAUAAUUAUGGUUUCUGAUGAAAAUGUGGGUGAUAUGAAAAUGGCUUGUGAUUUGUUAGACAAGCUUGUUCUGCGACAGUUGCAUCUAAUGGAAGAUAAAAUUUGCUGUGAACUUAAUGUAGAAACUAGUAUUAAUAAUGGAAGUAUACAUUUGGCUAAAUCUAGAUAUAUCAUGGGGCAAAGUUCCGUCAGUAAAGAAAGACUUCCAACUGAGAGUAGUGCAGAAUUUUCGGCAUCUGUGACUUGUGAUACCAUUGUAGAGGAUAAUGUAAAACAACUCAAGAUAGCUAAAACUGAUACCAGUGCCACAUUAGUAAAUCCCUUAAAUUGGUUUGGUGUUUUGGUCCCGCAAAAUUUACAUAAAGCAAGAGAUAUUUUUCAAAAUACUAUAAAUUUUGUCAUUGAUUGUGUUAAUAUUCAGAUUCAAAUACUUGAAAAUAUCAAAAACAUUAAAAUGCUAAAGAUGUAUAAAGUAAGUAUUAUAAAUAAGUCAACUUAAAUAUUACAAAUGAAAUAUCAUUUUUGAUUUUAUUAAUUUAUUUGAACAGUGACAAAACUGCUAUUUAUAUUUAAGUAACAUUUUAUGGUAAUACUGUACAAGCAAGAUGUUUGCAUAAUUGAACCAAGUUUAUAAAAUUAAUCAAUGUAUAAAUACUAUUCCAGAAGUAAAAAAAUAUUAUUUUUUUCAAAAUC
Molecule: messenger RNA, 778 nt
Organism: Nymphalis io (European peacock)
Lineage: Eukaryota; Metazoa; Arthropoda; Insecta; Lepidoptera; Nymphalidae
Product: coiled-coil domain-containing protein 115
Exons: 2
Coding region: 93-584 (163 amino acids)
Biological process (GO): vacuolar proton-transporting V-type ATPase complex assembly
Cellular component (GO): extrinsic component of endoplasmic reticulum membrane
Source: RefSeq, a predicted model, not a curated record